GAUUCAUGUAUGCGCUCAAAUCAACCAGUGGAAACCAGCAUCUCUCCAAGCGAGACCCAAGGUCAUCAGAGUGAUGCUUCUUUGGUGAAAUCAAGCAAAGCGUCACCCUCUAUCUUAUGGAAUGAAGAAGUAGAGACUGAUUUGAAGCCGCUGCUGAAAAGCCGGAAACCUUCUAUGAAACUUGGCGGAAUAGAUGAACUGUUUUCUCCUGAUGAGCUCGACGAUGGCGAGGUAGAGAAAUUUCACCCUGCUGACCUCAAUCGGCUUGACACCGUUAGUAAUAAAGGCAAAUGUAGCAAUAACAGGAUAUCGGGCUAUUCUCGUCCUACCGCCCAAGUGAGCUUGCUCGAUGCCUUCCAGUUCUCUAGCAGUGGUCGACGGCCAUCGGCAGAGGCUGCGAUGCGCAUUUUUUCGGGGGCUACAAAGUCUGGGUCCGGCCGCGCAAAUAGGAAACCAGCUUCUGUCAGUGACUCUCGAUUUUCAGCUUCAAGUCGGCAAACUGCAUCUAAUGACUUCGAUUCUCAGGUUUCGACUCAGGCUAGCCGAUGCGUCGACAUUUUUGACAUAGUCGAGGAUGAUUCUAGUUCCGACUCACCUUUCCUUUCAGGCCUCACUGGCACUCAGGCCGCGGAUUAUCUCUCAACUCAAACUGAGAAUCUCGUAUCGUCACCAGAGCUUGAGAUGUCUGAGGUGGUUGAAAAUUCGAGGAGCCGGGGUCGCGGAACAGGCAGACGAAGAGCCUCACUCCGUAGAGGCGGAGCUAACAGCAGUCGCAAUACAAUUGAAAAUUCUUACGAACCUACCCGCGUCCCUGAGUCCAGCAGGACUAGACGACGCAAACUUAAAGGAAACUCUAUGAUCGAUGACUAUGAUGCUUCUUUAGCAGGUGCAAGCGAUAUAGCUGAAGGUGAUGCCAGAGUUGAUAAGAGUGAAGAUGAGUUUUCCUUCGACUUCCGAAGAAAACGGCCAAAAAUGAGCUGA
Messenger RNA from Protopolystoma xenopodis, 981 nucleotides. The record is from the annotation of a GenBank genome assembly. NCBI's taxonomy places the organism in Eukaryota, Metazoa, Platyhelminthes, Monogenea, Polystomatidea, Polystomatidae.